Molecule: messenger RNA, 873 nt
Organism: Morus notabilis
Lineage: Eukaryota; Viridiplantae; Streptophyta; Magnoliopsida; Rosales; Moraceae
Product: probable F-box protein At5g04010
Exons: 1
Coding region: 16-819 (267 amino acids)
Biological process (GO): SCF-dependent proteasomal ubiquitin-dependent protein catabolic process; gibberellic acid mediated signaling pathway
Cellular component (GO): SCF ubiquitin ligase complex
Molecular function (GO): protein binding
Source: RefSeq, a predicted model, not a curated record
AAGAAAAGAACGGCCAUGACGUCUCAAUACAGUACUGAUCAUAGUUCUUCAUCUUCUUCUUCUUGUUCACCGCCAUGGGAAGUCCUUGUUCUGGUCUCUGAGUACCUGGAACCGAAAACCCUAGCCAUGGCCUCAUGCGUCUGCAAAUCCUGGUCGGUUUCCAUGUCCUCCAACCACCUCUGGAAGCCCAUCUGCACUUCUCACUUCCCUUCUCUCUCCAACCACCUCCCUCUCUCUCUCCCCUACCGCCGCCUCUAUGCCGUCGCCCACGCAGCCUCCCUCCGCCGCCGCCAAGCCCCGCCGAAGCCCCGCCUCGCCCUCUCCGAUCUCAUCUUCACCCUCAACAUCACCAGCUCCUGCAGUAACAAUGUCAUCGUUUCGGCUGUUAAACCCGUGGAGGAGCUCUCCGCCGACCCCGGCGGCGUGUUCAAGUUCGACAUUGUCGCCGUCGACUACGACUACGAGCAUGCCGCGGAAGGUUCCGCGGCGGAGGAGGUGAAGGUGGCGUGGAACGUGGUGCUGAAGGGGUGGAGAGGGAUCUUCACGAUGAUGGAUUGCGACGGGAAGAUGAGCUUUUCGCCCUGCGCCGAGGGGUGGCUCUCGGCGGAGCUGCCGCCGCCGGGGUGCUACGCCGGGACGGCGGGGAGUGGGAUUGUGGCGGACUUCAAAUUGUUGUUUGGUGGAAGAAGAGAGAGUAAUGAUAGGAUCGUUAGGGUUGAGAAAGUGAGUGUGGGGAUUUUGAGUGUUGUGAAUUGGAGGUAUGUCACUGUUGAGGAUGCUCUUAGGUACGUCCAGCAUUUUCUUCUUCCAAUUAUCUGAUGAUAAUAUACAGAAGAACAUAAUUAAUCUAGUUAAAUAUAUCAAUAUCGCUGG